UAGAGAAUGACAAAUUUUUCUCUGUCGUUUCGUGUCUAGUGUCUACCGAAUCGAAAAUAAAUUUCUAUAAUGGUGGAUCGUUUAGUAAAUAGCGAAGCAAAUGCCAGACGAAUUGCAAUGGUGGAGAAUUGCUUCGGCAGUUCUGGUCAGCCUCUGGCAGAACAAGGAAGGGUCUUGGUGGGAGAAGGGGUCCUGACAAAAAUGUGCCGCAAGAAGCCAAAAGCCCGUCAAUUUUUUCUCUUCAAUGACAUCUUAGUAUAUGGCAACAUAGUCAUAAAUAAGAAAAAGUAUAAUAAGCAACACGUUAUUCCACUCGAGGAAGUGAAGCUGGAGUCACUUAAAGAUGAAGGACAAUAUCGCAAUGGCUGGUUGAUACGCACUGCCUCCAAGUCAUUUGCGGUAUAUGCUGCAACAGCCACAGAGAAAGAAGAGUGGAUGGCUCACAUAGAGAAAUGCAUAGAAGAUUUAUUAAGGAAAAGUGGUAAGCAGCCGCCAUCGGAGCACGCGGCGGUGUGGGUGCCGGACAACGAGGCCGCUAUAUGCAUGCACUGUAAGAAGACACAGUUCACCGUCCUCAAUAGGAGACAUCAUUGCCGCAAGUGUGGUUCAGUGGUGUGCGGGCCGUGUUCUUCGAAGCGCUGGGUGCUCCGCGGGCAGAGUGACAAGCCGUUGCGCGUCUGCCUGCAGUGCUACGACGACUUGACACGUGAGCGAGCCCGUGUGCCACCACUAGCGCAGCCCCCCGUCGCACAUGCAGCUGCAGUGAAAUCUGCAUUAGAUACGACAGGCUCCGGCGGCGACUCCUCCGCGGACGACGACAGCGAUGACGAGGACGAGCGCGCGCCCGCAGACCACAGCCACGACGAGCCAAAGUUCUAUGGUGACGGGGAAAAGACUGAAGAGACCAACAAUCAUUCGUCCAAGGAAACAAAGUGAACGAGACCGAAUGAACGAGAUCAUUCAUAGGGUUCGUACAUUAUACAUAUGUAUUAAAUACAUACAAUUCCAUACAAUAAAACCUUAUGUAAAACCAUUGUACUGCAUCUUGAUUAAUUAU
Molecule: messenger RNA, 1057 nt
Organism: Papilio machaon (common yellow swallowtail)
Lineage: Eukaryota; Metazoa; Arthropoda; Insecta; Lepidoptera; Papilionidae
Gene: rush
Product: pleckstrin homology domain-containing family F member 2
Exons: 8
Coding region: 70-936 (288 amino acids)
Cellular component (GO): early endosome
Molecular function (GO): metal ion binding; phosphatidylinositol binding
Source: RefSeq, a predicted model, not a curated record